Belonocnema kinseyi is the source of this 926-nucleotide messenger RNA. Its product is annotated as dehydrogenase/reductase SDR family member 7-like. The coding region runs from base 645 to 926 and encodes 93 amino acids. The record is from RefSeq and is a predicted model, not a curated record. Lineage: Eukaryota; Metazoa; Arthropoda; Insecta; Hymenoptera; Cynipidae. The transcript is spliced from 6 exons.
UGCGAUAUAUUUUUAUUUUGCUAAUAAACCGAGAUUAUUAAAUUCCUGUUAUAACUAGAAAUCAAGUGUAUAGUGGUAUUUGCAAGAAUAAUUAAAUAAUGGGUUUCCUGGAAAUUUGUGUAGCUUUUAUCCCCCUCUAUAAUUUAAUAUGCCUAGUGAUUCUUAUUUUUUGAACUGCGAUAGGCUACUACCAUUCAAAGAAAAAUUCGGUACACGGGCAGACUCAUUAGCUGGCAAAGUCAUAUAGAUAACAGAGGCAUCAAGUGGAAUCGGGGAACACACAGCUUAUACAUUGGCGACUGCAGGUUCCAUCCUAAUACUAUCAGCAAGAAGAGUUGAUUUACUACAAAAAGUCAGAGAAUUGCUUAGCAGCUCGAUAUUCAUCGACCAGUAUACUUCGACCAGUAUAUACCAGUAUACUGGUCGAAGUCAACGAGCAAGAUGGGAAAAAGAUUGAUUUAGAGGUUGAAAAGAAGCAUUUGAUUUAAACGUUUUUGGGAUUAUAAACUUAUCUCGUGUCAUUUUGCGAUAUUUUCUCCAACAAGGAGGAGGCCAUGUAGAAGUUGAUCCCAACAUGUCUGGAAUUUUGGGGAUAUUUUGAGUGUUUGCGGACCGAAAAGGCUGGAAAAAACAUUGACAUAACUAUGAUUUGUGCUGAACCAACACUGAAAGGAUUUUUGAAAGAAAGUUUUACAGAAAAAGAAGGCGAGAAAUUCGGUGAGGAGACACCAGUUUCUUCGAGCAAAAUAAGUGCAAAACGUUGUGGAAAAUUAAUUUCUAUUGCAUUGGCUAAUGAACUGAAUGAGAUUUGGAUUUCUUUCUUACCAACUUUAUUGAUUGUCUACCUUUAUAGAUUUUAUCCCAGCCUGCCUCGACUGAAUGAGCUGACUGUUGGAAGAGACUGGGAUGGAGGUCAGAAGAAAUAA